Messenger RNA from Lepisosteus oculatus (spotted gar), 3516 nucleotides. Its product is annotated as solute carrier family 35 member F2. Lineage: Eukaryota; Metazoa; Chordata; Actinopteri; Semionotiformes; Lepisosteidae. The record is from RefSeq and is a predicted model, not a curated record. Gene Ontology annotation, biological process: transmembrane transport. Gene Ontology annotation, cellular component: membrane. Gene Ontology annotation, molecular function: transmembrane transporter activity.
CCUACGAGUCACACGGUAGAUUAUCCCGUAGACCUGGCACAAUUACCUGCGGCGAUGUGUAUAUAUUGUUCUAGUCUCAAAAUUAAAAAGGAGUAAAUAAACUAUAAAUGGAAGACAAGCGAGGAAUAAAAUAUUCAGCGGUCCCGGUUUCAUUCGACUUUAACAAAUCAAAUGGACUUCCGAAGACGAGUGAAAAUUCCGGAUGCAUUCACGAAUCGAGUCUGCUUCAAAAAAGAAUGGAACUCCAGGAGCAAACCACAUUACCUUCUGCUCAAAGGACAAGCAGCGAAAGCAGCUUUCUCAGUAUGUUCCGGAAAUAUAAAUUGAAAGAAGUUUUUACAUGGAAUCUGCUUCAAACUAUAGUCUUGGGUCAGUGGUUAUCUGUGCUUAUAUGUGGGACUGCGGUCACCAGCCAAUACUUGGCACAAAGUUUUUCUGUGAACACUCCAAUGCUACAGAGCUUUAUUAAUUAUGUUUUACUGUUUCUGACAUAUACUUUUGCGUUGGCCUUGAGAAAAGGGAAUGAAAAUAUUUUGCAGAUUCUAAAGGCGAAAUGGUGGAAGUACUUAUUGUUGGGAAUUACUGAUGUGGAAGCCAAUUAUAUGGUAGUGAAGGCAUAUCAGUUCACAACACUCACAAGCAUACAGCUCUUGGAUUGCUUUGUGAUUCCCGUGUUGAUGGGAUUGUCCUGGUAUUUCCUGAAGACCAGAUACAGGAUAGUCCACUAUGUGGGGGUGGGAGUGUGCUUGCUGGGAGUUGGUGCGAUGGUUGGGGCUGAUGUUUUGUCAGGAAGAGACCAGGGCUCCUCAAGUGACGUUCUGUUAGGAGAUUGUCUGGUUCUCAUUGGUGCUGCCCUGUAUGGUGUUUCCAAUGUGUGCCAGGAGUACACCGUGAAAAACCUGAGCCGAGUGGAAUUCCUAGGCAUGGUGGGAAUGUUCGGGACCUUGCUAAGUGGAAUACAGCUAGCCAUAUUGGAACACAGAGAGGUUGCAAAAAUCAAUUGGACCUGGCAAGUUGGCCUGCUGUUUGCUGUCUAUGCUCUCUGUAUGUUUGGGCUGUACAGCUUCAUGUCCAUUAUUAUUAAAAUGACCAGUGCCACUGCAGUGAACCUCUCCUUGCUGACCGCUGACCUGUUCAGUCUUUUCUUGGGCAUCUUCCUUUUCCAUUGCCAGUUCUCGGUUCUGUACGUCGUCGCCUUGGUGGUGAUCAUGAUUGGGUUUGUUAUGUAUAACUCGGUGCCAACAUACACUCUGGCUGCUGCAUCUGAACCGGCCGGGCCAGGCAUUGAUAAUCCUGCCUCAGAGACAGAGGAGGAUAACAAACAGGAAAUGGCCAUAGAGAUUCCACCGGCAGUAAUGGACACAGCAGCUGCACAAGUAACAACUGAUGGCCCAGGCACGUGAACUCUAAAAUGGAAUGGAGUGGACUGGAAUACACCUUGCUUUUUAUAUAGAAAAAUAAGUCUGAAAGAGUUUUUUGUUUGCUUUUUAUAGAUAAUUUAAAGAAUUAGCAAUGAUUUAAUUGCUGCCAUUCACAGGGUGAGACACAAAAGCCAUUAUGCGUCUGUCUCCAUUUUUCCCCAGUUUGGUAUUAUUUAUUUGUUUUUUUUGUGAGAGGCUAUGAUAGAAAUCGGUCGAGUAAGAGUGAAUCAUUAUUUUGCACAUUCCGUAAAAACAUAUGACUUCGGUUGUUGAAGCUGGGAGUGUAAAAUCUAUUGCAUUGUCUUUCCUGGGUUUCAGAAGCAAUGCUUUUACAAGUUUGAUUUUGGCUUGUCUUCAACUACCUAUUUGACUUCUGACAAACGAUUGAAACAUUAAAAUGUUGCGUAUUAGAGAUGUGAAGUGUUUUCUUUAUGAAAAUGAUGGAUUUGUAUUUUUUUUAAAUGGAGACGUAUCUCAAAGUUUUGAAAGAAUAAUGGCAUUCAAAUUACUUGUCUGUCAAGCACUGAGAAGAUAUUGUUCAGCUGUCUUCCAUCUUAGAAAUUAAUGCCAGUACUGUUUCAGGAGAAGCCUUAUCUUCAUUGUUAAAACUGGAAUCUUCUGUAACUCAUUCAGAGGUUGCCACUGCCUUAAUGCUGCUACCUUGUUGAGGUAACACCUUGCAUGUUUUAUAUGUGAGGGUUUGCUUCUUAAUUAAUGAGCAAGCUGAAUCUUAAAACAUUUUUGUUUCUUUAAAAAUGGCAUUUGAUAGAGUAAAUCAGAGGUGUGAAACUAGUCCUUAAGGAUAAUAAUGCAGUAGGCUUUAAAGAUGACUUUAAUUCAUCAGCUAACUAUUGGCUGGUUUCAGACAAGAUAUGCUGCUGAACAAUGAAAAUGCAACCAUCUUAGUGUCGCAGUAGUCACUAGUUCUGUGGACAUUGGUUGUUAUUUUUAUUUUAAAUAGUGAUAGGGUUUGUUGAGGAUUUGAGUAGUACUGUUAUUUGGUUAAACAAAAUACCGAACUUUCAUAAAAUCAUAUGAGUUUAGUAUUUGAGUUCAGUAAAUUGCACCAAUGAGUUGAUUAUAAAUCUUUAAACAGAUAUGCAGAAAAAGCACGAUUUUAUAAAAACAACAUCGGUGAAAGAUAUGGUCAUGUCCUAGUUAAGUUAUAAAUAUCCUUUGAUCACUACUGACAUGAUUUAAAAUGGCUUGUCUGUGAGGGAAUCUGCCUGUAGAAUGGAUAUUCUGUUUCAGUAAUAAUUUCACUAAUUCAGAAAACCUCUUGAGAGUUAGGUGACAUCCUGUAAGACAGGGGACCUUUCAAACUGGCUGUGGGAUGUUACAUCCGUCUUAUUUAUGGAAUUAUUUUCAGAAUGUGUGUGGGCAUUACAUGAAAAAUUCCUGGAUGAACUAAUGCAAAUUUGCAGAGUGGUUGUAGCUCACCAUUUGCAAUAAAAUUACUUGAAUGCUCACAGGCCAUACAGGAGUAACAUUGAAAGCUGAGAGAUACAAUUACUAUCUUGUGGGCCAGAUAAUGUAUCAUGUUGGAAUGUCUUACAGUAUAUUGCGAUAAAUUGACAGACCUCCAUGUACAGUAAUAUCUUCACAGCAUGUGAGGAUAUCAUUGUAUGCGUUAAGGUGACUGCUGCAUUGUUCAAGAUAGCAGUGUCUGACCAGUCUGGCCCCAGCUGUGUGGAACUUUGCAAUAAGCAGAACAUCCCACAGCACUCUGUUCAGAGGCUGAUCAGGUCCGGGCAUCAAACAAUACCGGGGUUGUGUUAUAGUUCAAUGAAUUCAGCAAUAAGUGAUACUGACUUUGUAUGUUUUCCUUUUUGACAGGGUGUCAAAUAUAUGAUUCUUUGAUUUGUACUUUUGUUAAAGUGUUUUGUUUCAUAUAUAUUUGAGUUUUUUUAAUUAAAUCUAUUAGACCUGAGUUUCUAACAUGCAUCCAUAUAUUUCUAAGUUCCAUUAAGUAUUAAGAUGAUUUCAAGGAUUUUAUUUGGGCACUUUAAACAAAUGUUGUGUACUUCUGGCAAAAAAAAUACCAAGGUUUUAUAGCACUUAUAUAUGUAUAAUAAAACACUGUUAAAAUACAAAA